This is a messenger RNA of Lolium perenne, 636 nucleotides long. Lineage: Eukaryota; Viridiplantae; Streptophyta; Magnoliopsida; Poales; Poaceae. The record is from RefSeq and is a predicted model, not a curated record.
AUGUCGGGGCCGUCGGCGUACGUCCGGUCCAUGGCAGCGGCCCAUCUAGCCCCUCGGCGUAGACAUACCCUCGGCGUAGAGACGGAUACGCCGACGGCCACCCUCGGCGUACUAAAGGGGAAACCGAGGCGAGGCAGCACACACUGUGGGGGAAACCUCAGCUACGAGCGCUACAAGGGGAAGACGAGGGCCGCGUUAGGACCCGAGGAGGAGAUGUCUGACCUCGAGAUAUACAACAAGAUGCGGCUUAAGAAGCCCGAUCUCUCGCAGCCUCAGCCCUCGCUCCCUGAGUACUUCGGCACCUACGCCGAGGACGUCGAGAACUACUGCGAGAUGGUGAGGCAUCGUCACCCGGAGGUGGAUGACCCCAUGAGCGCGGAGGUCGACGAGGAGUCGUUGGUCCUGUCGUCCGGAGGGUUGCCGCAUGGCCGUCUCGCCAUGCUGAACAAGGCCGUCAAGCAUACCCUCACCACGACCUUCACGCGUCUCAAGGCGGGACUCACCAAGGACAGCCCCCCUCUCCCGCCUCGUCGCCGGGCUCGGCAACCCGCAUACGACGUAAGUUUCCCUCAUUUCCAUCCUCUUUCCGACUUUCGUUCAUACAUUGCUAAGUGCUAACGAGACAUGAAUUUGUGA